Messenger RNA from Botrytis cinerea B05.10, 2489 nucleotides. RefSeq lists its product as hypothetical. NCBI's taxonomy places the organism in Eukaryota, Fungi, Ascomycota, Leotiomycetes, Helotiales, Sclerotiniaceae. The coding region runs from base 373 to 1965 and encodes 530 amino acids. Gene Ontology annotation, cellular component: endoplasmic reticulum; Golgi membrane. The transcript has 8 exons. Gene Ontology annotation, biological process: N-glycan processing; carbohydrate metabolic process. The record is from RefSeq and is a predicted model, not a curated record. Gene Ontology annotation, molecular function: mannosyl-oligosaccharide 1,2-alpha-mannosidase activity; calcium ion binding.
GAAAUCCCUCAAGUUCACACUUUCUUUUCUAUCUAGAUUCUUCUAGUCUUCCUUCCUAGACUCAGAUCUCCUCGAGGCACCCGAGUAGUAGCUCGCUGGAUUCACUAUUCAGUUACCCCUCUCUGUCAUCAGCAUUGGAAUUUCGUAGUGAUUCACCAAUUCCCUUGAAGACUAGUGUUGCAGGUAAUUUCAUUUUGAUCCAUUUGAACCUUCGUUCCACACAGCCUCCUCCCGCUCUGUCUUUCUGCCGAACUCGAAUAUCAACUCCAGAACUACUAUAAAGACAAGCAAUUCGUUCGUUUGCCUCAUAAUCUCUGCAAAUAUUGCAACGUUCGUGACUCCCCAUAGAUAGUUCUUGGGUUUAAUAUUACAAUGCGUUUCAUUUCUACAACCGCGCCUGCGUUAGCAUCUCUAUGCCUAACUACGUUGGCUGCACCCCAUGGUCCUCAGCCUGAAAAAAGACAAACCUCUAGCCUCUCAGCAAAUUCUGCCGCAGUUUCUGCUGCAGAUCGACAAGCUGCUGUCAAAGAGGCAUUCUCGUUUGCGUGGAACGGAUAUUACCAACACGCCUUCCCUCAUGACGAGCUUCAUCCAAUUGCCAAUAGUUUCUCGGAUUCCAGAAAUGGAUGGGGAGCCUCUGCUGUCGAUGCCUUCAGCACGGCAAUUAUCAUGGAGAUUCCGGAAAUUGUAGACGUGAUUUUAAAUUGGGUCCCAACCAUCGAUUUUGACGAAACUGAUUCCCAAGUUUCACUGUUUGAGACUACUAUCAGAUAUGUUGGUGGACUACUUGCUGGUUACGAUCUCCUCAAGGGUCCUUUUUCAAACCUCAAUACUAAUGACGCGGCCGUCGACGAGGUUCUUGCUCAAGCAGCACGUUUAGCUGACAAUAUGGCAUUUGCAUUUGAUACACCUUCGGGGGUACCAGCUAAUAAUCUUAUUUUCAAUCCUCGAGGAACUGAUGGUUCUACCACAAACGGAAUUGCAACAAUUGGCUCACUAGUUCUUGAGUGGACCCAUUUGUCUGAUUUGACCGGUAACGACACUUAUGCUAAACUCUCACAAAAGGGAGAAUCGUAUCUUUUGGACCCAAAGCCCGAGUAUAAUUCGCCAUGGCCUGGUUUGCUUGGUACAAAUGUAGAUAUCAACACAGGACUUUUCCAAGAUGCAAGCGGAGGUUGGAAUGGUGGCGAUGACAGUUUUUACGAGUAUCUCAUCAAGAUGUACGUGUAUGACUCAACUAGAUUCGGCAAGUACAAAGAAAGAUGGAUCGCCGCUGCAGAUUCAUCCAUAAAGCAUCUGGCUAGUCACCCCUCAACUCGUCCAGAUUUAACCUUUAUGGCCGCUUACCAAAACAAAACACGUAUUUUUGUUUCCGAGCAUCUCGCUUGUUUUGACGGAGGCAAUUUCCUCCUUGCAGGUCUCGUGCUCAAGGAGCAAAAGUACAUUGAUUUCGGACUCGAGUUGGUCAACGGCUGUGAAGACACAUACGCCAGCACACUCACCGGUAUCGGACCCGAAGUUUUCCAAUGGGUAGAGAGCAACACUUCUGCCAACGAUACCCACAAUCCUCCUCCACCUGCCGAUCAACUCGCCUUCUAUGAGAAGGCCGGUUUCUAUAUCACCAAUUCAGAUUAUAUUCUGAGACCCGAAGUCCUUGAAUCUUUUUACUACGCUUAUCGUGUAACUGGAGAUGAGAAGUAUCGUGAGUGGAGUUGGAAUGGAUUUGUUGCUAUUAACGCAACGGCGAGAACCGGUAGUGGAUUCGCCGAACUCCAAAAUGUCAAUGCGGCGAAUGGAGGUGGUUUCAAUGAUUUCCAGGAUAGUUUCUUGUUUGCGGAGGUUUUGAAAUAUGCAUAUAUGAUCCACGGAGAUGACGAAGAAUACCAAGUCGGAAGCGGCGGUGUCAACCAAUGGGUUUUCAACACCGAAGCUCAUCCAUUCAAGGUCGCUGGUCCUCCCAUCUAAUCAACUAGUUGAAAUUUUGAUACGGGAUUCGGUUUCGGAGUUUACACGGGAUGGGUUACAGAAGAAUUUCUCUUCUUUGGGCAUUCAAUUCUAGGCAAGCUAGCAAUCUAGCUCCUUUUUUGGUUAUGAGCUAUCAAGCCAUGCCAUUUUCUACAUUUAGCUUUUAGUUCAUCAGCUGAAUGUGCUUUUUUUUUGUUAACUUUUUAAUUCAAUAAGAGGAUUUAGAUGAACUUUUCCAAAUCCCUUGACUUGUUUUUUUUCUCUUGAAAGAGGGCAAGCUUUUUAAUUCUUUUGCAUUUGCAUAUAUACAUAUAUACUAUCUACCCACCCCAAGAAUCAAACUACAAAAUACAAUAAUCCCGAACUCUUGCAUACAUGUCUGAUCUCAUAAACCCUUCCAACAAAUACCGCAAGUUCAUAUUCUCUGCUCCAAACUUCGACUCAACAUGCUUAUUAGACAACAAGAACUGAGCAACACCUCGGGAAUUGUAGAAAGGACAGUAAUUAUACAAACAUCUAUCUCA